This is a messenger RNA of Ochotona princeps (American pika), 906 nucleotides long. Its product is annotated as myosin light chain 4. The record is from RefSeq and is a predicted model, not a curated record. The transcript has 7 exons. The coding region runs from base 168 to 737 and encodes 189 amino acids. Lineage: Eukaryota; Metazoa; Chordata; Mammalia; Lagomorpha; Ochotonidae. Gene Ontology annotation, cellular component: myosin II complex. Gene Ontology annotation, molecular function: calcium ion binding.
UUUUAUAGUCAGCAGCAGUUGCUCUUGCUCUCCCCCAGCCCCUCUGUGGAGGAUCCUGCACAGGAUAAAAGGGAAGGGAGGUGGCCCAGGCUCCUAUCUCAUCUGCCAGGCACCACGUCUGUCGUGUCUCUCACAGGUCCCAUCUCCACUUAAGAUCCCACGAGAGCAUGCCUCCCAAGAAGCCUGAGCCCAAGAAGGAGGCAGCCAAGUCAGCCCCAGCCCCAGCCUCAGCUCCCGAGCCCCCUAAGGAGCUUGCUUUUGAUCCCAAGAGUGUGAAGAUAGACUUCACUGCGGACCAGAUUGAAGAGUUCAAAGAGGCCUUCUCUUUGUUUGACCGGACCCCAACUGGCGAGAUGAAGAUCACGUACGGACAGUGUGGGGACGUGCUGCGGGCCCUGGGCCAAAACCCCACCAACACAGAGGUGUUGCGUGUGCUGGGCAAGCCCAAGCCUGAAGACAUGAAUGCCAAGAUGCUGGACUUCGAAACGUUCCUGCCCAUCCUGCAGCACGUCUCACGUAACAAGGAGCAGGGCACCUUCGAGGACUUUGUGGAAGGGCUGCGGGUCUUUGACAAGGAGAGCAACGGCACGGUGAUGGGCGCUGAGCUUCGCCAUGUCCUGGCCACCCUGGGGGAGAAAAUGACUGAGGCUGAAGUGGAGCAGGUGUUAGCUGGCCACGAGGAUGCAAAUGGCUGCAUCAACUACGAAGCCUUUGUGAAGCACAUCAUGUCUGGCUGAAACAGCUUCCUCUGAGUGCCCGGCCGGCCCCCUCAGCCACACCAGGGUGAGUUGGCGAGAGGCCCUGAGCGACUCUGCUGAGCCACAGGCCCCGACUCAGCCAUGUCCGGCCCGAAGGACCUCACAGGCCCGCUGCCCUCUCUGUGAAUAAACAUCCCCACCAAGACUG